Molecule: messenger RNA, 1059 nt
Organism: Brenthis ino (lesser marbled fritillary)
Lineage: Eukaryota; Metazoa; Arthropoda; Insecta; Lepidoptera; Nymphalidae
Source: the annotation of a GenBank genome assembly
AUGGAGUGCUGCAUGUCAGAAGAAGCAAAGGAACAAAAAAGAAUCAAUCAAGAAAUAGAGCGGCAACUCCGAAAGGAUAAGCGCGAUGCCAGAAGAGAGCUCAAAUUGCUCUUGCUUGGCACUGGUGAGUCCGGCAAAUCAACAUUCAUCAAACAGAUGAGAAUCAUUCACGGGUCGGGUUACAGCGACGAGGACAAACGUGGCUUCAUCAAGCUGGUCUACCAAAACAUCUUCAUGGCAAUGCAGAGUAUGAUACGAGCUAUGGAUCUACUCAAAAUACAAUACGGAAAUCCGUCCAAUGCGGAAAAGGCGGAGUUGAUAUCAUCAAUCGACUAUGAGAGCGUUACAACGUUCGAAAGUCCGUAUGUCGAAGCUAUAAAGGCUCUAUGGGCAGACGCUGGCAUACAGGAGUGCUAUGACCGCAGGCGAGAGUAUCAGCUAACUGAUUCUGCCAAAUAUUAUUUAAGUGAUUUGGCAAGAAUUGAGAGUGACGGUUAUCUACCAACUGAGCAAGAUAUCCUCCGCGCUCGACAACCCACUACCGGCAUACUUGAAUAUCCUUUCGAUUUAGAUGGAAUCAUAUUUAGAAUGGUGGAUGUCGGGGGGCAGAGAUCCGAGAGAAGGAAGUGGAUCCACUGUUUCGAAAACGUCACAUCUAUCAUAUUCUUAGUAGCUCUUAGUGAAUAUGAUCAAAUUUUAUUCGAAUCGGAAAACGAGAAUCGAAUGGAAGAAUCAAAGGCGUUGUUUAAGACGAUCAUCACGUAUCCAUGGUUCCAGCAUUCGUCGGUUAUUCUAUUUUUGAACAAAAAGGAUUUGCUUGAAGAGAAGAUCAUGUAUUCCCAUCUCGUAGACUACUUCCCAGAGUAUGAUGGACCAAAAUGUGAUCCGAUCCCAGCAAGAGAAUAUAUACUUCAGAAAUAUCUGAAAGAGAACCCCGAUCCGGACAGACAGUGCUAUUCACAUUUCACUACAGCCACAGACACUGAAAAUAUUAAAUUAGUGUUUUGUGCCGUAAAAGAUACUAUAAUGCAGACCGCCCUUAAAGAAUUUAAUUUAGCA